This is a messenger RNA of Myxozyma melibiosi, 657 nucleotides long. RefSeq names its product Fat storage-inducing transmembrane protein. The annotation marks the transcript as partial. Gene Ontology annotation, molecular function: coenzyme A diphosphatase activity. Gene Ontology annotation, cellular component: endoplasmic reticulum membrane. Gene Ontology annotation, biological process: lipid droplet organization; lipid storage; phospholipid biosynthetic process. The record is from RefSeq and is a predicted model, not a curated record. The transcript has 3 exons. Lineage: Eukaryota; Fungi; Ascomycota; Lipomycetes; Lipomycetales; Lipomycetaceae.
AUCUAUCCGAUUACGAUCGUGCUCGGAAGCCUGGUCUCUGCCGUAUCGCAGCCCCACACAUACUUCAGCUCGAAGCGGAAUUUCUUCAACGUCACGUUCGUCAAGAACGGCUGGUUCUGGACAACGAUCGUGUACAUGGUCCACUGCAGCCGACUGCGGAUAAGCAGGCCCACGGGUCUGUUUAUGCGCUACGCGGUCGCGACGCUGUGGUGGUACCUCUUCACGCAGUGGUUUCUCGGCGCGCCGCUGAUGGACCGCGUUUUCCUCGGCACGGGUGGCACAUGCCGGAUCGGCGAGGGAGGAGAUCAUAAGGGCUGGACGUCGGUGGGGUGUCGGCAUGCGGCUGGGGAAUGGACGGGUGGACAUGAUAUCAGUGGGCAUUCGUUUUUGCUCACGCACGCGAGCUUGUUUUUGUGGUAUGAGAUCUUGCCGGUGUGUCUGGAGAGAGGGCCGAUGAUGCGACAGGCGAAUACGAAGAUUGUGAUGUCGCUUUUACUGUUAUGGUGGUGGAUGCUGCUUAUGACUGGGAUCUACUUCCACACGUUUCAAGAGAAGGUAACGGGAUGGCUGAUGGGAUUAGUUGCAUGGGCGUUUGUGUACGUGGCAGUACCGCGGGUGCCGGUUCUCAAGCGGGUUUUCAGUGUUCCUGGGGUGUGA